Messenger RNA from Paecilomyces variotii, 234 nucleotides. RefSeq lists its product as hypothetical. Bases 1 to 234 code for a protein of 77 amino acids. The transcript is spliced from 2 exons. The record is from RefSeq and is a predicted model, not a curated record. NCBI's taxonomy places the organism in Eukaryota, Fungi, Ascomycota, Eurotiomycetes, Eurotiales, Thermoascaceae.
AUGGGGUUCAUCGAGAAGCUACAGUCAAAGAUCGAGCUUUACCGUCUCGAGCAGCGGUACACGCGCCGCAAGCACCGGAGCACCUUCCACUCGGGCGUACAGUACGUCGAUGGUGAAUACGUCUACAACAACGCGGGCUCCCCGACAUCCACAGGUACCGUUUCUAAGAGUUCCACUGGCAGCCACUGGAAACCACCUGGCUGGGGCAACAGCGUGGACUCCCGAUGGCGGUGA